Diceros bicornis minor is the source of this 2517-nucleotide messenger RNA. RefSeq names its product phosphatidylinositol glycan anchor biosynthesis class Z (gene PIGZ). The record is from RefSeq and is a predicted model, not a curated record. Gene Ontology annotation, cellular component: endoplasmic reticulum membrane. Gene Ontology annotation, molecular function: alpha-1,2-mannosyltransferase activity. Gene Ontology annotation, biological process: GPI anchor biosynthetic process. The coding region runs from base 533 to 2224 and encodes 563 amino acids. The transcript has 3 exons. NCBI's taxonomy places the organism in Eukaryota, Metazoa, Chordata, Mammalia, Perissodactyla, Rhinocerotidae.
GGACCCCCGCCGGGGCAGCUCAGUGUGCUUACGUGCGUAAAUAAGCAGGCUCCCAUCCUGAUUGGGUUUAGGUGAGUAGUUGCCACGCCCCAUGGUGUUGACUCCGCCCCCCUACGACACCUGGGGGGGGGGGUGGCCGCAAGGACCGUUCUUCCAGCCCGGCCUCCGCAGAACCAGCAGCCGGAGAGUUUCUUUCUAGAGAACUCCAGCACUUGUUAGGUUCAAUACCUACUAUGUUGCCACCUGCUCCGGGGACCUCCGACUCUAUGCUUGACUCUGGCCCCGGAGUGGGCACAUCCAAGUGGACUCAAGGGACUGAGAUGGAUUCGAACGGAUCCCAGACCUGGGGGACCUGAGCCAGGCAGGGCGGAGAAGCAACCGGACGGCGCCAGCGGUCGGUGCAGGGCGCAGUGCAAAGCCUGGCAGAGGGUCCUGCGGAAAUGAGAUGCAGAUCUGUGGCACCAGAAUAGCAGCCGUAGCAGCUGAGAAGCCAUUCUGACCUCUUGGCCCAGUGUCUUGGUGGCAAUUGGAUAUGAAGAUGGCAGCCCGGGUGCUGUGGGGCAGCCUCAGCCUGCUCCGCCUGGGAUGGUGUCUUCUUCCACAGACAGGCUAUGUGCACCCAGAUGAGUUCUUCCAGUCACCUGAGGUCAUGGCAGAGGACAUCCUGGGCAUAGAGGCUGCACGGCCCUGGGAGUUCCACCCCAACAGCUCCUGCCGCACCGUGGUCUUCCCCCUGCUGACCUCGGGCUCUGCCUUCUGGAUGCUCAAGCUCUGGGAAGAGUGGGGGCCGUGGCCUGGCCCACUGAGUGGCUACAUGCUGCUGGUGGGGCCCCGACUCCUCCUCACUGCCCUCUCCUUUGCCCUGGACGCGGCUGUGUACCACUUGUCCCCUCUGUGGGGGGCAGAGCGCUGGAACGCCCUGGUCCUGCUGUCUGGUUCCUACGUCACCCUGGUCUUCUACACAAGGACCUUCUCCAACGCCAUCGAGGGACUGCUCUUUGCGUGGCUGCUGGUGCUGGUAUCCCACCGUGUGGCUUGGAGCCCCACACCCAAGAAGCCUGCUCUAGGCCCGUGGUGGCACAGCUGGCUCCUUGGAGGCAUCGUGGCUGCUGGCUUCUUCAACCGGCCCACCUUUCUGGCCUUCGCUCUGGUCCCCCUCUUCCUCUGGGGCAUUUGUGGAGCCACGAACCCUGGCUUCAAGUCACUGACCCAGGAAGCCCUGGUGCUGCUCCCAGGGGCGGCCCUCACAGCAGCAGUGUUUGUGGCCGUGGACAGCUGGUACUUCUCCAGUCCAUCUAGAUCCAGUACCCUUGUCCUCACACCUGCCAACUUCUUGCUCUAUAACCUGGAUCCUCAAAACCUGGCGAGGCACGGCACACACAUGCGGCUCACUCACCUGGUGGUCAACGGCUUCCUGCUCUUCGGCGUGCUGCAUGCCUGGGCCCUGCGUGCUGCGUGGCAAGAGCUGCAAGCCUUCCCCCAGGCCUUUGCACAAAGGGGCUUCCUGAGGGCGCUGGACGCCCGGAGCCUGCUUUCCAGCCCCAGGUCUCCCCUCCUGCUCCUCUACUUCAUGCCCCUGGCCCUGCUGUCUGCCUUUAGCCACCAGGAGGCUCGGUUCCUGAUCCCCCUUCUUGUCCCCCUAGUCCUGCUUUGUAGUUCACAGACCCAGCCUGGGCCCUGCAAGAACACCCUGGUCCUCUUCAAUGCCCUGGGGGCCCUCUUCUUCGGCUGCCUGCACCAGGGGGGCCUAGUGCCUGGCCUGGAGCACCUGGAGCGGGUGGUCCACGCGCCUGUGCUCCCAAGCAUACCCACCCACUACACACUCCUCUUCACCCACACCUACAUGCCCCCCCGGCACCUCCUAUACCUCCCAGGCCUGGGGUCACCCGUGGAGGUGGUGGACAUGGCUGGGACUAAGGACCGGGUCCUGUGCCAAGCGCUGGACAACUUCACCAGACAACCAGCCUGCCAGGUGGCCGGUGGGCCAUGGCUCUGCCGCCUUUUUGUGGUGACCCCUGGCACCACCAGGCCUGCCGUGGAGAAGUGCAGCUUCCCCCUCAAGAGUGAGACACUCCUGUUUCCCCACUUGACCCUGGAGGACCCCCCAGCCCUGUCCUCCCUGCUGAGUGGGGCUUGGAGGGACCAUCUCAGCCUUCACAUCUUGGAGCUGGGGGAGAAGCCUGACAAUAUGACAGAAAAGCCACUGCCCAAGAUUCAGCCAUAGGUGAAGGUGCCGCUCCACCUUCUACGUGGGUAGCUGGGCUGGGACACAGCCCUCAUUCUCUUCCUCUCCUUUCCCUUCCAGAAUCCCCAUCUCUGCCUCUCCUGGGCAGUCUUCAGCUGCUCUGCCUUCUGGGUGAGCUGGCAUGCUUCUUCCCUCAAAGACCAAAGAUUUGACCAGUCAUGGUCCUGAUCCCAAGGUCCCCAAAGAACCUGGUGUAACCAAUGGCGCCUAAUGUCUGUUUCUGUCAUAUUCCUUCCAGCCACUGUGAUGUUUUAAAUAUAUAAUAGCACCUG